Molecule: messenger RNA, 1755 nt
Organism: Sardina pilchardus (European sardine)
Lineage: Eukaryota; Metazoa; Chordata; Actinopteri; Clupeiformes; Clupeidae
Gene: alp3
Product: alkaline phosphatase 3
Exons: 12
Coding region: 10-1755 (581 amino acids)
Biological process (GO): dephosphorylation
Cellular component (GO): plasma membrane
Molecular function (GO): alkaline phosphatase activity
Source: RefSeq, a predicted model, not a curated record
GCCAUCGCCAUGGAAACGCUUCGGCUUGUUGUCAUGUGUGUCCUGCUCAGUGCUGGACUGACCUUCGCUGCUGUGGAGGAGGAGAAUCCUGAGUUCUGGCGCUCUCUGGCGCGUGAUGAUCUGGACGCUGCUCUCCACAGGAAGCUCAACACCAACGUGGCCAAAAACAUCAUGCUGUUCCUGGGGGACGGUAUGGGGGUCACCACCAUCACCGCAGCCCGCAUCCUUAAGGGUCAACUGCAGAACCGCACAGGAGAGGAGACCAUCAUGGCCAUGGACACCUUCCCUUAUGUGGGGAUGGCCAAGGUGUACACUGUAGAUUUCCAGAUCCCUGACAGCGCUGCCACGGCGACGGCGUACCUGUGUGGAGUGAAGACCAACCUGAACAUCGUGGGGGUCAGCGCCAAGGGGCGCAACGGAGUGUGUCGCACGCAGAAGGGCAACGAGGUCACCUCCAUCCUCAAAUGGGCCAAGGACGCAGGGAAGUCUGUGGGCAUAGUCACUACGACGCGUGUGCAGCAUGCCACCCCUGCUGCCAGCUAUGCCCACAGCGCCAGCCGCACCUGGUACAGCGACGCAGACCUGCCCCCUGCAGCCAAGAAGGGGAACUGCAGCGACAUUGCCAGCCAACUGCUCUACAACACUGACAUCGAUGUGAUCAUCGGAGGGGGCAGGAAGUACAUGAGUCCAAAGGGCACCCCUGACCCAGAGUACCCCAGUGACCCCAAGUCCGAGGGUCAAAGGUUAGACAACAGGACCCUCAUCAACGAGUGGCUCAGCAUGAAGAAGGGAAAGGUGGCUCGCUACGUGUGGAAUCGCACAGACUUUGCUGCUGUUGACCCAGAGACCACCGACUAUCUCAUGGCGCUGUUUGAGCCGGGGGACCUGCGGUUUGAGCAGGAGAGGGACCCAGCACUGGACCCCUCACUGGUGGAGACCACAGACAAGGCCAUACGCAUCCUGCGCAGGAACCCCAAGGGAUUCUUCCUACUGGUGGAAGGCGGGCGCAUUGAUCAGGGGCACCAUGCCAGUCGUGCGUCCAUGGCGCUGCAUGAGGCCGUGGCAUUGGACGAGGCGGUGGCCAAAGGGCUGGAACUGACCAAUGAGGAGGAGACGCUGACCCUGGUCACCGCAGACCACUCCCACGGCCUCAGCUUCAACGGAUACCCCUUCAGAGGAAACAGCAUUCUGGGUAAGUCCCCUAUCUAUGGCUCUGACUUGUUGCCCUACACCACUCUGAUGUAUGGAAAUGGCCCUGGACACAAGAUCGUCAAUAACAAGCGCCCAGACAUCAGCAAAGUCAACACCAAGCUGGGGGACUAUGUGCAGCAGGCGGCGGUCCCGCUGGCCUCGGAGACGCACGGCGGGGAGGAUGUGUGUGUGUUUGCGCGCGGCCCCAUGGCUCACCUGCUGCAGGGUGUACAUGAGCAGAGCUACCUUCCCCACGCCAUGGCCCACGCAGCCUGCAUCGGCUCAGACACCCGCCACUGCACACACACCUUCAAGCUGGGGGACUAUGUGCAGCAGGCGGCAGUUCCGCUGGCCUCGGAGACGCACGGCGGGGAGGAUGUGUGUGUGUUUGCGCGCGGCCCCAUGGCUCACCUGCUGCAGGGAGUGCAUGAGCAGAGCUACCUUCCCCACGCCAUGGCCUACGCAGCCUGCAUCGGCCCUCACGCUCACGCACACACACACACCCCGCCCUACACACUGCUCUCCCUCGUCACUGCAGCAGUGCUCACAUACACGCUACACUAG